GGUCCGCCUCGCUGUUCCUAGUCAGUCACUCUCGCUCUUACGAUACAUACACACUCACGCUCACGCUCCCACGAUGGGCUUCAAGGUUCACGUGGCUUUCCUUCUUUUCGCGGCGUUCCUCGGGGCCUCGGCUUACGAUCGCCUGGAGCAAGGGGACUGUCCGAAUGAGUUCCUGUCGUAUCCUGGGGGCCGGUGUCUGCACGUGUCCACCGCCUACGUGAGCGGGGACCCCAAGGUGUACCAGUGGGAGCCAGCGCGGGAGGCGUGUCUCAACAUGACCACGGAGGGCUGGACCGUCGACCUCGCCUUCUCCCUGGACGAGGAAGUGAUGCAGCGGUUCAGCGAGUUCAUCGUCAACGAAGUGCCAAGCAUGAAGUACUACGUGUUCUUCGUGGGCGCCGAGAGAGACACGCCAUCGGGCCAUUGGGAGUGGGUGGACGGCCAGCUUGUUGACCCUCUCUCCUACGUGUGGAACAUCAACCAACCCUCCAGCAGUCAGGACGCCUACGUGAAGACGAUGCUGGUCCCCUCCGGCGCCCACAACCGCUUUUACAUGAUUGCGAUCAGGGCGGUUGAGAGAGGCCCUUCCUUCCUCUGUGAGGCCGCCCCCAAGUGUGACUAGAGUCGUCUGCAACGUUGCCAGAUUGUCGUACUCUGCCUCUUAAGUUUGCCGAUUUCCGACCCAAAAACUGCCUUCAUAUAUGGUUAUCGUUUAAAUGGUUAACUAUUGGUGCUUCUUGGCAACAGUUAUGGGCCAGAAACCGGUAAAUACGCGGCUCUGAGUACGAUAAUCUGGCAACGGUGGUCCUCUGUGGCAUCUGAAACUAGCAUAAUGUAGCCUAACCUAACCUAAACUAGUCUAAUAAAACCUAAGCUAACCUAAACUAGCCUAUCCAGACCAAACCUAACCUUACCUAAACUAGCCUAACCAGACCUAACCUUAUCUAAACUAGCCUAACAAGACCUAACCUAACCUUACCUAAACUAGCCUAACCAGACCUAACCUAACCUUACCUAAACUAGCCUAACCAGACCUAACCUAAACUAGCCUAACCAGACCUAACCCAACCUUACCUAAACUAGCCUAACCAGACCUAACCUAACCUUACCUAAACUAGCCUAACCAGACCUAACCUAACCUUACCUAAACUAGCCUAACCAGACCUAACCUAACCUUAGAUGAAUAAAGUCUACUACCACCUGC
This is a messenger RNA of Eriocheir sinensis (Chinese mitten crab), 1204 nucleotides long. RefSeq lists its product as uncharacterized. The transcript is spliced from 4 exons. Bases 74 to 622 code for a protein of 182 amino acids. NCBI's taxonomy places the organism in Eukaryota, Metazoa, Arthropoda, Malacostraca, Decapoda, Varunidae. The record is from RefSeq and is a predicted model, not a curated record.